Molecule: messenger RNA, 3681 nt
Organism: Lotus japonicus
Lineage: Eukaryota; Viridiplantae; Streptophyta; Magnoliopsida; Fabales; Fabaceae
Product: AP3-complex subunit beta-A
Exons: 11
Coding region: 62-3448 (1128 amino acids)
Biological process (GO): intracellular protein transport; vesicle-mediated transport
Cellular component (GO): membrane coat; AP-3 adaptor complex
Source: RefSeq, a predicted model, not a curated record
AAAGGUUUCUAUCUGCGGAAGAAGAAAGAAGAAGCAGAUCACAAUCCAUUGAUCAGAGAAAAUGUUCCACCAAUUCGGAGCGACGGCGGAAUCUCUGAGCAAGGCGUCGACGGCGGUGUUCCGGAUCGGCACCGACGCGCACCUCUACGACGACCCCGAAGAUGUCAACAUCGCUCCUCUCCUCGACAGCAAGUUCGAUUCCGACAAAUGCGAAGCUCUCAAACGCUUGCUCGCUCUCAUCGCUCAGGGCUUCGACGUCUCCAACUUCUUCCCUCAGGUUGUUAAGAAUGUUGCGUCUCAGUCCCUGGAAGUGAAGAAGCUGGUUUACUUGUACCUCCUUCAUUAUGCAGAAAAGCGUCCAAAUGAAGCUUUGCUGUCUAUUAAUUAUUUCCAGAAGGACCUGGGGGACACAAACCCUUUGGUGAGGGCAUGGGCACUUCGUGCCAUGGCAGGGAUCCGCCUUCAUGCAAUUGCACCUCUUGUUCUUGUCGCUGUGGGAAAAUGUGCUCGGGAUCCUUCUGUCUAUGUUAGGAAAUGUGCUGCUAAUGCUCUUCCUAAGCUUCAUGAUUUGCGGAUGGAGGAGCAUGCAUCUGCAAUUGAAGAGAUUGUUGGACUAUUGUUAAAUGAUCAUUCCCCAGGAGUUGUUGGAGCUGCUGCUUCUGCAUUUAAUUCUGUUUGCCCAAACAAUUUUUUGUUGAUUGGGAGAAAUUACAGAAGGUUGUGUGAGAUUCUUCCUGAUGUGGAAGAAUGGGGUCAAAUAAUGCUAAUUGGGAUCCUUCUGCGGUUUGUGAUAGCGAGGCAUGGGCUUGUCAAAGAAUCCAUCAUGUUCUCAUUGUACAAUAAAGAUGGUGACACGUUAGAGGAAGAUGAAAGCCAAGUUAGUUUAAGAGAAGAUGAUGGUUAUGCCUCUGAGCAGUCUGUAUCGGAAUUUGCUAAUAUGAUCUUCCAGUGUUACAUUGAAGGGCCAGAUGAGUACUUAUCACGAUCAAGUUCUACAAGUAGGGUUGCUCCUAAAUUAGAUGUAUCACAAUAUACAUCUUGCUCUGAUGAGGUUGUGAAGAUCCUGCUGCAGUGUACAUCACCAUUAUUUUGGUCUAAUAACAGUGCAGUUGUACUAUCAGCUGCUGGAGUACACUGGAUAAUGGCUUCUAAAGAGAAUGUUAAAAGAAUUGUUAAACCACUCUUGUUUGUCCAGCGAUCAUCAUACGCCUCAAGAUACGUGGUAUUGUGCAAUAUCCAAGUGUUUGCUAAAGCUAUGCCAUCUCUCUUUGCUCCACACUAUCAAGACUUUUUCAUAUGUUCUUCAGAUUCCUAUCAGAUAAAAGCGCUGAAGCUGGAGAUACUUUCUUCUAUUGCUACGGAUUCAUCCGUUCCAUUAAUUCUUAAAGAGUUUCAGGAUUAUAUAAGAGAUCCCGACAGGAGAUUUGCUGCUGACACAAUUGCAGCCAUUGGUCUAUGUGCUCAGCGACUUCCAAAAAUGGCAACUACAUGCCUGGAUGGAUUACUGACUCUGAUCAGACAAGAUUUUUUGUGUGGUGAAAUCAGAUCCUUGGAUGGAGAAGAGGGUGUGUUAAUCCAGGCAAUUAUGUCCAUCAUAUCAAUUAUAAAAUUGGAACCACCCAGUUAUGAGAAGGUUAUAAUUCAGUUGGUUCGUAGCUUGGAUACAAUCAAGGUCCCCGCUGGCCGUGCAAUGAUUAUUUGGAUGUUGGGGGAGUAUUGCUCUUUGGGCGAGAUAAUUCCAAGGAUGUUGAGCACGGUACUCAAGUAUCUUGCUUGGUGUUUUGCUUCUGAAGCAUUAGAAACUAAGCUUCAGAUUCUUAAUACAACUGCAAAGGUCCUACUGUACAUUAAGGGAGAAGAUAGUUGGACCUUGAGAAAAAUAUGGAGUUAUGUAAUUGAACUGGCUGAGUGUGACCAAAACUAUGAUAUUCGUGAUCGUUCACGUGUCUUAAAGAAACUUUUCUCAAGCAGUUUGGAGUUUCAAAAUGCUGAAGAAAAUAGUAAAUCACAAAAAAGAGACCAGUCUUGUGUACUUUCAGAAUGCAUAUUUGGCGGACAGACAAAAUCUGUUACAGUUCCAUCUGAACCCAUCAACUACCGGUUUUAUCUCCCAGGGUCUCUAUCACAAUUAGUAUUCCAUGCAGCUCCAGGCUAUGAACCUCUCCCAAAACCUUGUAGCCUUCCAUACAUUGAUCUUGAUCAGUAUGAUGGAGCUGCUGAGAGUGAUUCAGAUGAGGAAGAUGAUCCUAGCACAUCUGAGUCUUUGGAUGAUGAAAAUGCUUCUGAUUAUAGUUCUGAACAGUCAAUCUCUGGUUCAAGUGAAGUCAGUGGCAGCGAUGAGACAAUGCCUGGCAAUGGAGGUAACAACAAUGCUGAUUUACUGAUUCAGAUUUCAGACCCUGGCAAUGUCUUAGAAAACCAGAAUGGUGGGGCUCACUCUGGAACUUCUGGUCUUAGGGAUCUGAUGUCAACAAAGUCUCUUGAGUCUUGGUUAGAUGAAGCACCCGGGUCAUCUAAAAGUAGGGAAGUAGAACAUAGCCGAGUUCAAAGAUCUUCAGCAAGAAUAACCAUUAGUAAUAUUGGAAGCCGAGUUAAACCUAAAUGCUACAUUCUAUUAGAUCCUGCAAAUGGAAAUGGGUUAAAGGUGAAUUACUCUUUUUUAUCUGAAACUCCAAGCAUAUCCUCUCAUCUUGUUUGUUUAGAAUUAUUAUUUGAGAAUUGUUCCUUGGAGCCCAUGUUGGAUAUAGUAUUAAUAGAUGAGGAUUCUAGCAAAACCUCAGAUUCUACGGAUCAAACAUCACCAGCAACUGAAAACACCUUGAAAUUUAACAUUGAUAAACCAGCAGUGGUUUCCAUGGAAGACAUCCUUUCUCUGGAGCCUGGUCAAAUAGCUAAACGGACUCUACUUGCGCGCUUCCAUCACCAUCUCUUGCCUCUCAAACUGUCUUUAUUUUGCAAUGACAAUAGAUUCCCUGUUAAGCUAAGGCCUGAUAUUGGAUACUUUGUAAAACCGCUUCCAAUUAGUAAUGAAGCUUUCAGAGAUAAGGAAUCUCGCCUUCCAGGGAUGUUUGAAUAUGUGAGGAGUUGCACUUUUACUGAUCACAUCCUAGAGCUGAACAAGGACAACAACUCUUUAACCGAGGACAAAUUUCUUGUGAUCUGCGAAACCUUAGCGAUAAAGAUGCUGAGCAAUGCAAAUCUCUCUAUUGUAUCUGUGGAUAUGCCAGUUGCUUCCAAUCUUGAUGAUGCAUCUGGUUUGUGCUUGCGUUUCUGCAGUGAGAUCCUGAGCAAUUCCAUGCCAUGCUUAAUUACAGUUACUGUUGAAGGUAAAUGCUCCGACCCAUUGACUGCUUCUGUAAAGGUCAACUGUGAAGACACUGUAUUUGGCUUAAAUUUCUUAAAUAGGGUUGUCAAUUUCUUGGUUGAGCCAUAUGUUGCCCUCUCUUAAGGUUUGAUGUUGAAUAGAAAAUUGACAAAUGCUAGUUGAUUUGUGGAAAAGUAUAUUUAAUAACUUGAAGAGCAUGACUAAGAGAUUUGUAUUUUUUUUCUUUUGGUGAGGUAUUGCUUUUUUUUUUUUUCUUUUUUUCUAUUGUUAAAAGGAAAGAAAGGGGGAGAGGGAGAUGAAUGAUUGUUGCAUUUUUUUUUUUGGUUAAUUUAAUUAUCCAGACUUUUUUUUCUUUC